UGGUGGUGAUUUUCAUUUCAAAAUCUCAAAAUGCACCAUUAAUAGUGGACAAAAGAGAAGAUCAUAUAUUGAUUGAAAUUAUCGAUAAAAUUCAACGUUAUUCACCAGUGGUCUGUUGUGGUAGUCCAUCAGAAUCAAGACCAACAUGUAAACAUUAUUGUUGUGAUAAACCAGACAAAGAAGAUAAACCUAAACCAACAACUCAUAAACCAUUGGACAGCGGUGGAAAUUCUAGCCCAAAAUCGACUAAAAAGCCACCAAUAAAUAAUGUACCACAGCCAUCAACAUAUGUUGUUUGUUUUUCGUUUGAAAACAUUCUGACCAUCAUUGAAUUUCGUCAUGAUAAUCAUUUCAUACAUGAUUGUGUUAUAUUUGAUCAAACAAUCGAAGAACGUAAACAACAAUCACAUUAUUAUAUGGAAUAUUAUGCGGCAAAAAAUCGAACAUUUUUCAGUCAUCAAAUUGAUUUCAAUAUCAUGUUACUAAUGAUACGAUCAUGUACAAUGAAUGCAUUCGAACAACAACAACAAUUACAAGUCACACACAACACUGGAAACAUUAAUGUGUGCGGUUUUCAUGAUAUAGCCAUUGAUUAUUGGGAUUUGGGUAAAGCAUCAUCCGUAGAUAUUUGUUGCCGUGAACAUGAUCAUUGUCCAAUACGGAUAUUGCCAAAUGAAAAACAAUAUGGUAUUGAUAAUGGCGGGAAAUUUACAUUAUCACUUUGUCAAUGUGAACAAUUAUUUUAUGAUUGUCUUGAUCAUGAAAGUCAUUCAUCAUAUGGACAAGAAAUAAAACGAAUAUAUUUUAAUCUAUUACGAUUAAAAUGUCUUGAACCUAUUGAUUGUCAAGCAAAAUGGAUAUAUAAUAAUAAUAAAUGGGAAUUAAAAAAUCGUGAUAAACCAUGUGCAGAUAAAUUUCGUACGAUAAAAUUUAAAAAUCGCCAUAAACUAUUUGGUGAUCAAAAUGACGAUGAUGGUGGACACAAAGAACGGCCGCAAAAAGGACAUGAUGAUGAUGAUGAUGAUAAAUUACCAGAUCAGAAAAGAAAAACAAAUAAACGACGAUGGAAUAAAUGUCGAUCAAAAAAAUAUCCACCAUAUUUACAUACACAUACACAUCAUUUGAGUGUUUCAAUAAAUCGAUCCUAAAGCAUCA
Molecule: messenger RNA, 1155 nt
Organism: Dermatophagoides farinae (American house dust mite)
Lineage: Eukaryota; Metazoa; Arthropoda; Arachnida; Sarcoptiformes; Pyroglyphidae
Biological process (GO): arachidonate secretion; phospholipid metabolic process
Molecular function (GO): A2-type glycerophospholipase activity
Source: RefSeq, a predicted model, not a curated record